CUUGCAUAAACAGUAGCACAAUAUAGAUGAGAAGCUAAGAUAUUUUUGCACAAAGCAUUACUAGGGAUAAGGUUCAGCCACAAGAAUAGUUUUUUUCUCCCACACCAAUUUUCUCUCUUUUGUGCAUCUGCAAAUCAAUGCAAUGAGUUGGUGGUGGGCAAGAGCGAUUGGAACAGCAAGCAAAAAAAUUGAAGAAGAUGAUCGGCCACCAAAAUUCAAGAGUGUGGCCCUCAUUAUAGGAGUCACUGGCAUUGUAGGCAACAGUCUAGCGGAGAUCUUGCCACUUGCAGACACGCCAGGCGGCCCUUGGAAGGUAUAUGGUGUGGCGCGCCGCCCGCAGCCAAUUUGGCAAGCUGGUCAUCUCACCGAACACAUACAAUGCGACAUCUCAAAUGAAGAAGAAACGUUUGAAAAGCUUUCCCAUCUUAAAGAUGUAACACACAUCUUUUACGUUACAUGGGCAAGCAAACCUACAGAAGCAGAAAACUGUAAAAUAAAUGGCUCUAUGCUACAAAAUGUUCUUAAAACAGUAAUCCCAAAUGCAAAAAACCUGCAACAUAUCUGCUUACAAACAGGACAGAAGCAUUACCUAGGUUCUUUCGAGUCUAUUGGCAAGAUUGUGCCUCACGAAUCUCCAUUCCAUGAAGAUCUUCCGAGGCUUAAAGCAAUAAAUUUCUAUUACACACUUGAAGAUGUGUUGUUUGAUGAAGUGUCUAAGAGAGAAGGCUUAACAUGGUCAAUUCAUAGACCGGCAGCGAUAUUCGGGGUCUCGCCUUGUAGCUUGAUGAAUGUAGUAGGGACUUUCUGUGUUUAUGCAACAAUUUGUAAGCAUAAAGGGCUUCCAUUAACCUUCCCAGGAAAUCAAUUAGCAUGGGAUGGGUAUUGGUAUGCAUCUGAUGCAGAUUUGAUCGCAGAGCAUCAAAUAUGGGCAGCAGUAGAUCCAAAUGCAAAGAAUGAGGCAUUUAAUUGCAGUAAUGGGGAUGUUUUCAAGUGGAAGCAUUUGUGGAAGGUUUUGGCAGAGAAAUUUGAGAUUGAUAAUUAUGGGUUUGAAGCUGGAGAUAAAAAACUGAGCUUAGUCGAGAGGAUGAAAGAUAUGGGGCCAGUGUGGGAUGAAAUUGUGAGAGAGAAGGAAUUGGUGCCUACAAGAUUGGAGGAAGUUGGAGCUUGGUGGCUUAUUGAUUUGUUUUUUCAAGGGGCUGCAUAUUUGGAUACUAUGAACAAGAGUAAAGAACAUGGAUUUGUAGGGUUUAGAAAUUCCAAAACAUGUUUUGCUUCUUGGAUUGAUAAAAUGAAAUCUCACAGAAUUGUUCCUUGAUUUGCUUAUUUGUAUUUUUCUUUCUUAGCUAAUGUAAUAAAAGGCAGUAUUAUGGAUUCUUGAGUUGAAGAGAUAUUAAUGAAAUUUUAAUUAUGUGGGAUUGAAUGAUAA
Jatropha curcas is the source of this 1426-nucleotide messenger RNA. RefSeq names its product (S)-8-oxocitronellyl enol synthase CYC2. The record is from RefSeq and is a predicted model, not a curated record. Lineage: Eukaryota; Viridiplantae; Streptophyta; Magnoliopsida; Malpighiales; Euphorbiaceae.